Messenger RNA from Pelodiscus sinensis (Chinese soft-shelled turtle), 4440 nucleotides. Lineage: Eukaryota; Metazoa; Chordata; Testudines; Trionychidae. The record is from RefSeq and is a predicted model, not a curated record.
CCGCCCAUAAGCACCCUGGGCAGCGCCGCUGCAGGCCUGGCCCCGCUCCCAGCCCCCUUCGCCAUGGCCGCAGAGGAGCUGUACGCGCAGGGCGCCCGGGUGUGGGUCCCUGACGCCCAGGAGGUCUGGAAGCCUGCGGAACUAACCAAGGGCUACGAGGAAGGGGACGGCUGCCUCCACCUCCGACUGCAAGAUGGCUCGGAGCUGACCUGCCCCGUCGGCCCCCAGCUGCCCUUCCUGCGCAACCCCGACUACCUGUCGGGAGAGAACGACCUGGUGGCGCUGAGCUACCUCCACGAGCCGGCCGUGCUCCACACGCUCAGGGCUCGCUUCCUGGAGACCAACACCAUCUACACCUACUGCGGUAUCAUCCUCGUUGCCAUCAACCCUUACAAGCCGCUGCCCAUCUACGAGGAGCCGGUCAUCUACGCCUACAGCGGCCAGUGCAUGGGCGACAUGGAUCCCCACAUCUUCGCCGUGGCCGAGGAGGCGUACAGGCAGAUGUCCAGGUACAGCAGGGACCAGUCGCUGAUCAUCAGCGGCGAGUCGGGGGCUGGGAAGACGGCCUCGGCCAAAUACGCCAUGCGGUACUUUGCCACCGUCGGGGGAUCGCUGAGCGACGCCGGCAUGGAGGAGAAGGUGCUGGCUGCCAGCCCCAUCAUGGAGGCUUUUGGAAAUGCCAAGACCACCAGGAAUGACAACAGCAGCCGUUUUGGGAAGUACGUGGAAAUCUGCUUCAACCAUGAGUAUCGCAUUGUUGGGGCUGCCAUGAAAACCUACCUGCUGGAGAAAUCCCGCCUCACUUUUCAGGCGAAAGCCGAGAGGAACUACCACAUCUUCUACCAGCUGUGCGCCUCGGCCGCGCUGCCGGAGUUCCACGCCUUGAGGCUCGGUGAGGCCGAAUCCUUCCACUACAUCAAGCAGGGGCGGUGCGCGCUCCUCGAGGCCACUGAUGAUGCUGCUGACUUGGAGAGCACACGAAACGCCUUCUCGCUAUUGGGGGUCCACGAGUCAAACCAGCUGGAACUGUUCAGCAUCCUGGCCGCUAUCCUGCACCUGGGCAACAUCCGGCUCAAGGCGAAGGACCGGCACGGGGAGAGCUGCUUUCUUGAGCCGGAGGACGAGGCCCUGGGCCGGUUCUGCACACUGCUGGGCGUGGAGAAGUCCCAGGCCUCGCGCUGGCUCUGCUACCGCAAGCUCGUCACGGCCAGCGAGACCUACGUGAAGCCCCUGUCCAGGCAGCAGGCCUCGACCUCCCGCGAUGCCCUGGCCAAGCACCUCUACGGGCAGCUCUUCAAGUGGAUCGUGAGCAGGAUCAACAAAGCCCUGCGGGCGUCCUGCAGGCCACACGCCUCCAUCGGCAUCCUGGACAUCUACGGGUUCGAGACCUUCGCAGUCAACAGCUUCGAGCAGUUCUGCAUCAACUACGCCAACGAGAAGCUGCAGCAGCACUUCAACCUGCAUGUCUUUAAGCUGGAGCAGGAGGAGUACGUGCGGGAGGGGAUCCCCUGGGCCUUCAUCGACUUCUCCGACAACCAGCCCUGUAUCGACCUCAUCGAGGCCAAGCUGGGUAUCCUGGACCUGCUGAAUGAGGAGUGCAAGAUGCCCAAGGGCAGUGACCGGAGCUGGGCACAGAAGCUCUAUGACCAGCACCUUCACCACAGCCCCCACUUCCAGAAGCCCAAGAUGUCCACGGAGGCUUUCAUCAUCCAGCACUUCGCUGGCAAGGUGGAGUAUCAGUGCAGGGGGUUCCUGGAGAAGAACCAAGACAUGGUCCCUGCGGAGCUGAUUGGGCUCCUCCGAGCCAGCAAGAAGUCUGCGCUGCUAGCAGAGCUCUUCCCGGAGGAGGGGGACGGCAGCAUCGCCCUGCCCUCCCGCCUGUCGCAUGGGUCCAGAGUGACCGUCCGCCCCAGCAGGAGGUCUCUGCCGGCCACGGACAAGGAGCACAGGAAACCCAUCUCCACCCAGUUCAAAGCCUCGUUGCACAAGCUCAUGGAGACUCUGGCCUGCACCACGCCCCACUACAUCCGCUGCAUCAAACCCAACGACCACAAGCGGCCCUUCGAGUUCGAUGCCAGGCGAGUUGUCGAGCAGCUGAGAGCCUGCGGGGUGCUGGAAACCAUUCAGAUCAGCGCCUCUGGCUACCCGUCCAGGUGGACGUACGCAGAGUUCUUCGGCAGGUACAGGGCUCUGAUGCGCCCAGAGGACCUGACGGGCGGGGACGAGAAGAAGACCUGCUGGCUUGUCCUCCAGAGGCUGCUCAAAGACUCCAGCAAAUUCCAGUGUGGGAAGGGCAAGAUCUUCUUCCGUGCCGGCCAGGUGGCCUUCCUGGAGGAGCUGCGUGGCAGGAGGCUGAGAGCAGCCUGCGUCCUCAUUCAGAAGAGCCUCCGGGGCUGGCUGGGGAGGAGACGCUUCCUGCGGAUGCGAGCCGCAGCCAUCUGCCUCCAGCGCUUGGCCCGGGGCUUUCUGGCCCGCAGACUCGCCAGGCGCCUGAGGCGGGCCAGCGCUGCUCUCAAGAUGGCGCUGGCCAGGCGCUCGUACCGCCGCACCCACGCGGCAGCUGUCACCAUCCAGGCCUUUGCCCGCGGCAUGUUCGCCAGGGCUGUGGUCUACCUGCAGUGCUGCUACCGGCGCAUGCAGGCCCGCAGGGAGCUGAGGCGCCUCCGCAUCGAGGCCAAGUCGGUGGAACACUACAAGCAACUCAGCAAAGGCAUGGAGAUCAAAGUGGUGCAGCUGCAGUGCAAAGUGGAUGAGCAGGCCAGGGAGAACCAGAGCCUCUCAGAGCAGCUGUCGGCACUGAGAGCCUCCCACGGCGGGGAGGGGGAGCGGCUGGGGGGGGUGCAGCGGCUGCAGGAGGACAAGGCUCAGGAGAGGCACGUCCGGGAGCUGCAGGAGCAGCUGCAGCACAUGGAGUUGGAGAAGAGCCUCUCGGAGGGCAGACUGGGCCGGGAGCUGCAGGAGCUGAAGCAGCGCCUGGCAGAGCUGGAAGCCAUGAAAUCCAAUCUGAAGGAAGAGAAGGACGCUCUCAACCAGCGGAUCAUGGAGCAGUCUCAGGACCUGGAAGAGCAGCUGCGCUGUGUGAGGGGGGAGAGCCAGGAGCUGCUGGGCCAGCUGGAGGGGGAGAGGACUCGCUACCAGAGCCUGGUGACGGAGUACGCCCGCCUGGAGCAGCACUGCGAGAACCUGCAGGACGAGGUGGCGUUCCACAAGCGAACCCCCAGCCUCCGCAGGUCCCCUUCCUCUGACAGCAUCCUGGACUCCAAAGGCAGCUACCCGUCUUCUCUGUCCACGGCGCCGUCCUGGGAGGAUACAGACCAGCAGAGCGAAUCCCCAUCUCAGCCCCUGGACCGGGAGAGAGGCCCCUGGAAAAGCAGGGCCAUGUCGGACAGCCCCCGCUCCUCCAUCACUGACGAGGAUGGCCAGGACCCCUUGGAGAAGGCCUAUCUCCUCCUCCUGGGACAGCUCAACGCGGUUACCGAGGACCUGGCCAGAACCCGGGAGGAGCUGCGCAGGGCCAAGGCUCAGCUGGCUCAUGAGAGGAAGCCCUUUGAGCUCUUCAAGCGCUGGAACGCUGCAGAGAUCCUGGGGCUGAGCAAGAGCCCGGAGAAGAUGAUUGAGGCAGACUCGCUGAUGGAGGAGGACUUGAAAUAUGCCUAUGAUGCUGUCCAGGUUUCCAACAAGCUGCUCCAGAGCCAGCUGCAAGAGCAGCAGCAGCAGCACGAGCAGGAGCUGGAAGGCCUCUGCCUGGACAUCCGUUCCCUGAAGCAACUGAGCCAGCAGCAGCAGAGCCUGAUCCAGGACCUGCAGCAGCAUCAGGAGGAAGAUGGGCUCCUGCAUCAGCUAGUGCAGCUGAAGAGAGAGAACCUGGACCUGGCGGAGCAGCUGGAGCGGCAGGAGAGGAGCAUGCUGCAGCUCCGGAAGCAGCUGAAAGCCUCCAUGAAGCAAAUCCAGGAUCUCACAGUGAACAGAGAGGCCAUGUGGCUGGAGCACAAGGUGAAGGCAGAAGAGGCGGAAAGGCCCCUUGGUGUCCUGCGGCCUGCCAGGGCUCUGGAGGGCAUGCUGGGCUGCAAAGCCGAGGAUGAGGGGCGUCUGAUCAGGGCCAUCAUCACAGACUUCAAACCGCAGCACCAUCCCGACGCCCUGCCUGGGCUGCCAGCCUACGUCCUGUUCAUGUGCCUCCGGCACGCAGACUCCACCCGCGACGAGCACAGGAUCCGCUCGCUCUUCGCCGCCGCCAUCAGCGGCAUCAAGAGGGCUGUGAAGAAGCACAGCGAGGACGUCGACGUGGUGACGCUCUGGCUCGCCAACACCUGCUGUCUUAUCAACUGCCUGCGGCAGUACGGCUGGGACCAGCAGCUGGUCCGGGCCGCCAAGAAGAGACUGAAGCCCGUGAUUGGUAGGGCGGGCCGGGGGCGCCCUGUGACUCCAGCCAGCGCUUGA